Messenger RNA from Schistosoma guineensis, 7594 nucleotides. Lineage: Eukaryota; Metazoa; Platyhelminthes; Trematoda; Strigeidida; Schistosomatidae. The record is from the annotation of a GenBank genome assembly.
AAGUUCAAGGUUGCGCUGCCAGCUUUCAGGUGUUCGUAAAUUCGCAUGAUUCAACUUGAUUCUCAAUGUGGGUUAUAUACUAAUGAUGGAGUUCGAGAGACUAUCGGAAAAUAUAUCUGAACAGCUUGUUCAGAUGACGAAGUCGUUGCGGUCUUUCCGAGAUCGUUCACUCUUCACUGAUGUUAUAUUAUGUGCUGGUGAUGAAGAACUCCCUUGCCACAAGGCAGUACUAGCUGCUAGUUCAACAUAUUUCUUAGCCAUGUUUUCAUCACCUUAUAAAGAACAACAAACAUCUCGAGUUAAGUUAGAUUAUAUUUCUCCUUGGGCUCUUCGUCGUUUGCUUGAUUUUGCAUAUCUUGGUUGCUUAGAAAUUACAGAAGCCACUGUACAAGAUAUAUUUCUUGCUGCUAGUUUACUUGACUAUCCAAUAGCUAUCAAAUAUUGUGUUGAAUUCAUGAAGAGUCAUUUAGAUGUUACAAAUUGUUUAGGUAUCGAGGCAUUGGCUGAAAUGCACAAUAUUACUGAUUUAGCUCAAUCGUCUCAUAAAUUGGCGGUAGAAAAUUUCUCAAGCUUACUAAGAGAAUCUAACGAAUGGACCAGUUUGCCUAUUUCGACUGUCAUUUCAUAUAUCUCUUCAGAUGAUUUGGAUGUACCUUCGGAACAAUUUGUAUGGGAUGCUUGUAUUAAUUGGGUCGACCAGUCUUCUGAAACACGAAUUGUCUACCUCCCUCAACUACUGUCACAUAUUCGUUUGAAAUAUUUGGAAAAAGAAAUGUUGGAAAUUCAAUUACAAGAAAAUCCUUUAAUUAUUGAAUGCAAAAUUGCUCAGAAUAUCAUCAGAUAUUUUCUUCACAACGCUUAUAACGGUGAUGAUAAUCCAUCAAUGUAUGUCAACAAUUUACCAGCUCGCCUAGCUACACUGAAACAUCCUACGUUAGUUGUUUUAGGUGGUCUCAAUACAUGCAUUUUAAAUUGUAUGCAGUCAUUUUCACCAUCUAGAACAGUAUGGCAUACUUGUCCUUCUAUGCCCGUGGAUAGUUUAGCGUGGUUCUCUGUGUCUGUCAUUGCAAAUACUCUAUUUGUUAUUGGUGGAAUUAAAGCCGGUACACUCAUGGAUUCAGUGUAUGCGUAUUCACCCGUUCGAUCUUCAUGGAGUCAACGCAAAUGUAUGCCGCAGGCGAGGGCUCGGCAUUUUUCUGUUUCUGUUGGUAGCCGGUACAUUUUUGUAUUCGGUGGUGUAACAAUGUCUAUAAACUCUAAUCAUCGACAUCAUUCAUCAGAUCGUGUAAUUAUGAAUCAUUUACAAGAAACUAACCCUUCGUCAAACAGGCGGAAUUAUGUUUCCUCGCGAUUGUCAGCAUUCAACCCAGUAACUGAAUUAGAUAUUCCUACAUUGAAUUUUGAAAAAUCCAUCAUUCGAUAUGAUAUCUGUAGCGAUACAUGGCUUAAUGUAGGAGAAACGGAUAAUCCAAGACUAGAGUCACAUGUAGUCUUGAUUAAUGAAUCGAAUGAGAAUGCAAGUUUCAAUCUACAACCAUCUGAUGGAAUUCAUGAGACGGAUAGUGAACAAACUUCAUUGCGUUCAGAUUUAUCAGGUAUGGCAACUUGGACCGAUGAAUAUAUGUGUCUGGUCCUACGUUGCAGCUGACUGACUGGCCUAAUGUAGUUCCAUUUGGUUAAACAUAAAAUGGAGAGGAGGAAUGAUCCAGAACUGAAGUUAGAAUAACUAAAAACAGAAAGUGACCAAUGUUGUUUUUGUUACCAUUAUUAUUAUUGUGGUGACCACAAAGCACUUGAAUGAUUGUAGGUCAAGUCAAUGGAUAAGAAUGAAGUGGCUUUUUUUGUAGAUAUUGUUCUACAAAAUUAUCGUCAUCCAGGAAGACGUUUCAUGUGUUUUAAAAUACACUGGUCUCUAUGUUGUUACAUAGUUGUAUCAGUUGGUGUCUACAGUGAACAAGGGUAACAAAAAUACAGGAAUUUGAUGAAACGGUUCGAUUUUCAAUGUGUUGCUACAUUCUAGACUAAAUUAGAUGACUUCAAAAUUUAAAACAAAAUGCUAUAUAUAGAGACCUGUUUACAGUGAAAGCAAAUCUGAUGAUCUUAUUAAAGCCUAAUCGUAUGUGAUAUUACAGUUAAGGAUCUCUAGUUACAUAAGCCACUGUAGUUUCAUUCGUUUACGAUCUUUUUUACUUACAUGUAUUACAUGCAUAUAUGACAGAUGGGGUAUAAGUCAUUGUUUAGGGAAUGGAUCUUUACCCGUUAUAUCAUAAGUUUGAAAACUGGUUAAUACCGCAGUGUAUGAACUCGUGUAUCAUUGUUUGUUUAUAUGAACAAUACAAAGUGUAAGUUUAAAUCCAUAUUUUUAGAACAAUAGUCGGUUAGUAUCAUCAAGGUGCAUUCCGUAUAUGAUGUGGUUACCGUAUUCAUUGUGAAAUAAGUUAUUGAAUCUGAAUGUCAGCAUUUUUAGGAAAUAAAGUAGAAAAGUGAUACCAUUAUUUAUGUGUUUGUAGUGGCGAAAAGAAUUUGAUAAACGAUAUGAUCAAUAUAUCUUCAUAAUUGUAGGCUAAUGGCAUCAGUGUUUAGGUUUGGGAAUAUAUUUUUCCAUAUGUUAAUAGUGUUCAAUUCCGUUUUAACAGUUUAUUUAGUAGUUAUUCCGAUUUCUUAUAAUAUCAGAUAACACAUCAGUUUCAGAAAAUAAUAUUACCAACAACAGUAAUGGUACUAAUCAAACCAAUAAAACCCGUCGAAGAAAUAAUUCUAUGAAUGUAAAUUUUGAACGUGUUUUUGUUGAAGUCGGUGGAAUAACUGAAACACAACCACAUGGUACGGAUCAGGUUGCUUUCUAUCGUUUACGUCCUGAUUAUACAGUAUUUUGCACCGCGGAUUACAUAAAACUCCCACAACAAGUUCGCUAUGUGAACUGUUGUGUGCAUCAAGAUACCAACCUGGUGUAUAUAUUUUGGGAAUCAACAAGUGAAUUGUCAGUUUUGGAUCUUCGUCGUCACACACUACGCUCACUAGCUCCCUUGGUUUCUUCCUCCACUUCAUCUCCAAACGAAGCGCGGAUAUAUGCUGGGUUAUCGUGGGUCGGAGAGCAUUUAUAUGUGGUUGGAGGAUUUAGUGAGUUUGUUGGUGAUGAUCGACGUCCUACUGUUCCACGAGAUGAUGUCCACUGUUAUGAUCCGACGACGAACACAUGGUCCUGCAUUAAAGUUCUAAAUACAACAGUCCCUCGAGCUAUCUUCGGUUGUGUUUGUCUCAAUAUGUGAUACACCAAUAUUAGGGUUGUACGAACUUCCAUAUCCUAUAUAUAUAUACAUCAUAACAAGAAAUAUGUUUAUUUGUAUACCUAUUACUAUUUUAAUGUGAUACUUCCUAAUCGUAGGACCUAAAUAUAAGGAUAUUUUCUGUUCACUUAUUUUCAUUUGUGAUUUUUCUUCCUUUGAAUUUUAACUGUGUCCAUAAUGCGACGACAUAUAUUUGCUCUUUAACUUGCCAAAUUAUUUCCUCAUUUUAAUUGUCCCGCUGGUUCGGGUCGUACAUUUCUUCUAUGAGAUAUCACUUAGGUAUUAUAAUCAUCAGAGUGUUAUCCAUAAAAAUGCAUUUAUACUGUUGUCAAGUUAAUUUCGUUGUUUUUCAUUUAUCUAAUAAUGGAAGCAUCUAUGUACGUCUUGUCAGAUUAUUUAUUUAUGGUAUAAGACUCAAUAGUUUUCUUUGGGAAUUACCUUAUUUUGUAGUUAUUUAAUGAUGCAUGGCACUAUCAUUCCUAUAAUUGUCUGCUCAUAGUUUGGAGCAGUAGAAUUGCGGCUAAUUGGUCAAAAUAUUUGACUUUCAAUAUCCAGGUAGAAGGUUCAGACCUCACCCCAUCUACCUUGGUUUCAGCACUAGAUUUUAUCAUUGCCUCUCAUGCUUAAAACGUGACUCAUAUCCAAAUAUAUAAAGUUGACUCAGUGAACUACUUUACUAUUUAUAUUAUCCUGAGAGACUAAUAGUGAUACGAAUCAAUAUUUCCGUUCUGAUUGAGUUCACGCUAGUUUUGAGCGACACUCAUAACUGGUGAAAUGCAGCCAUUGAUUUUAGUAUCUAGCUACCUGAUUUGUUCGAUAUUUUAAUGGGUAGAAGACUAAGGAGAUAUGAUUCAUUUAAAAUUUCACAUCACGUAACUAGGAUUCGGAUUUCAUGUGUAAACAUUACAAGGGCUGUAGAUAUUAUAAGUUUUUAGCGGAUACUCAGGAUUGGUAUUUCCAAAGAUGUAUAAUCUUAAAUUACAUGAAGUAACGGCCCCUAACGUCUCAGGUAGUUGUGCGGUUUGGGAGUAUUUUACCGUUUGAACAAAUUCCCUACUAGUAUAACACUGAAUUACUGCCUAAUAUUAUUACCUUUAAGUAAGUCUAGUACCAAAAAUGGUUUCCGUCCUACGAACUGCCUGAAGCUAUAUUCGAAUGAACUGAUUCUACGUUGUAGAUGUUCGAAAUCCCAUAGUCGUGGCCAGUUGUUUCAAACUGCAUAUAGGAUUUCAAAUUCAAGGUGAUAUCAGUCGUAUAUAUGGCAGAUAGUAGUCUUAUAUCAUAGUCGCUUGGUUUUCUACUACAGAGAACAGAAACAAACCAAGGAUGAAGUAUUGGAAUGUAUCCUAGGAGAAAACAAGUAAGGUAUUGCUGGUAACUUUGAAACACUGCUUAGCCCUCAAGAAGAGAUUCCGCAUAUUUCACAAGAUCCAGUAUAAGUAUACACUCACUAAAAGCCAUUGACAUGAGUUUAUAUUGUCCUUUUUUACCCUUGCAUCAAACAUUCAAGUUGAUGGUGGUUCGGAAUGACACAAUCUAACCUCUUGUGGCCCGUGUAUGUUUACAACAUGCCGUACAAAAGUAAUUGUUGCCUGGUCUUAAAAACAUUCGCUUGAUAAUUGCAGUCGUAGGGCAAGUAGCUUUCAAACUUCGAAGAAUAUGAGGAUUAUCAACGCAACCCCAGGAAGUGGCUAAUUCCGUUGUUUUCAAACUCCGGUUCGGUAUGAUGUCUGUACAGACUCUUAAAGCUGUUAUUUAAGAUAAUUAAUCUGUGUUCGUCACAAAAGUAUCGCUUCUUUACGAAGUUAGCCUGAGACUUUAUAGACCAUCUGAUACCUUGAUCAGUCUAGUCAGUGUUUCGUCAAAACUUGUAUCCGCUUCAUUCAAGGUCGAUUACCAUUAGGGCCGAAUUUCGGAAGCUGGUGUUGACACCACAUCCAGAUCUCGGCUAUAUGAGCGUAAGAAGCAGUUGGUAACUGUGGGUAUUACUUAUUGUCUUGUCAACUACCUAUCUUGAAAACCAACUGUAGACUCAUCUUUCUCUGGGAUAUUUUUUAUGUAUACGGCAGUUUGUGUGCAUCUAAACAGCUGAUGCUUUUCUAUCACUGCUCGCAACCAUCAAGGUUUACAUUACAGCUGACUUCACUUAGGGUCAACCAUAAAGUCGCAUCCACUCGUUAGUUCAGAUGAAGCUUAGUAUAGCAUGUGAACCACUGGUGCAAUUUGAUAACAGACUGGGUUGUUAACAGAUAAGCAUUCAAUGAGUCUAUAUAUAUAUAUACAGUGGACCCAAAAAAAACAGGUUUCCCCGGUUUACACAUUAUGUAAACAAAAGAUACCAUAGUCCUUCAUUUCUUGGAACCCUCGAGGUGCAUUCACUUGUUUCAAUCCAAUACCCGACCAGACCACAUUCGUAGACUAAGAAAUGACCAGUGGUUCGCUGCUAUAAUGGAUAAUAUCGACCUAUACAUGACCGUUGUUGAUUUAUGACAGAAUUCCUAAGCCAUGUGCCUCAGUGUUUUAAACUGCUCUUAGUAAAAAUGACUACUGUCAGGAAAAAUUUCAACAAGCCAUUGCAAUCACUUAUUCACCAGACGCCUACAAAACAUCUCUAUAUCCUUUCAGUUUCCCGAAUUGAGCAAUGUUUAUGUGAGUGUUUGACAACUGUGAUUAGGAGUCCAAAUCAUCUGCGUCCCAACCGUGAUAUAUGUAAUAAGAAUAAACAGAUAUAAACCGGUGUUCUUAUUUCCGCCAUGUUCAUACUGAGCGAUCUAUUAAUGUAGUAUGGUUAACUAACAGAUGAGACGUAGUGGAUUCGGUAUUCCUCCUUAAAAUUUCUGAAAUACCUAAACUCACAAGUUUAAACGGUCAACGUUCUCUAACCCAGAGUUCUUAGUACGAUGAAAGAACAUCGUCUGAAACAGUAGGGUGAAGGGAACAUCUUGCUGUCGUUAUAUGUAAGGAAAACAUAUAACUGUGUCUAAACCAUUUUGCUGUGGCCCGACUACUCAUUCGCUGAAAAAGAAUUUCUUUUUGUAAGCAUCUCUAAGGCUUAUUGGUUUUGUUACUUUGGGCUUAGUUGAAGUGGAUCCCGAGUACCCUUCUGAAAGCAUAUCUUGUUCUUAACAAAUGAAUCUCCAAUUCCUAAUUCUGACAAACCUAUUUUACGAAGAUGAAACGAUUGUAAAAUAGAACCAAGUUUUCAGGACAAUCCCUGAGUACUUUAUUUGUGUCUAUUAAAUAAAGAAAUAUAAUUUAGAGCACUAAGUUUUUCGUAUAUAUAUCAUUGCAUCGGUCGCUAAACAAAUGCGGGACUAGAAACAGGAGUUUCAAAAUGGGUCCAGGUUGUCAUAGGAAAAAAGUUUGUACACUUCGUGUACACAGUUGCUUUCAAAUAACUAUUAGGAAUUGGUUUCAUGAAAAAAUGGCGAAACAGUUAGUUAGUUACUUUGUACUUAUUAAUAUUGAAAGAUAUCAUCAAUAUCUGAUGAAUCAAUUUACGUACACUGAUACCAUAAUAAGAAUAUGACAACAAUGUUCACAUAAGAUGCAGUAUUGAGUAAGUUUUGAUUGGAAUAAUACACAAAAAAGUAAAAAAGCAAAUAAAUCAACAAGUUGGAUGAAUUCCCAGAGUAACCUCUGAGAAGUGACGGAUAAAAUAAAGAUUAGCUACAUAAUUAAAUGAAUGUGCAAGACAGAAACAAAACAGUAACUGAGGGCUGUAUAUCACGCCUGUGUUCUGUAGUGAGCGUUUCCUAAAGAAAAAAACACCAUGACGUUACUCCAAGGCAGAGUACAUAAUGACCUGCUUUAAAACUUUGGUUUGACUUGUCUCACGGAUUUCUCCGGCCAGAAACAUUUCAUCAACAACGCUGUAAACUUUAUAGAAGUUAAAGACGAGGUCCAAUUCACAAACAUUGUGAAACAGUUCAUUCAAGACUUCUACAAAAUUAUGGAUCGCUUCUAGGUAUGCGAGACUAUUGUCCAUUAGGUCUAUACACAUACAAAAGUACAAGCCAGCAUAACGACGAUAAACUAUCUUGAAAUUUCGAAAUUCAACAAAGUUAGUAUGCUUGGCAUCUCGUACAGUGACUAAGGCAUGAACUUCUUCAAUUAGUUUUUGUUUCUCCUCAUCAUCAAGAUUCAUAUACCAUUUAGCCAAGCGAGUUUUGCCGGCUCUAUUUUGUAUAAGAAUAAACCUAAUCAUCAGCACUGUCCUUGAAAACAAAAGUGGCUCUCAAUAGUCUUUCGGCACCUUGAAACAAUAUAAAAUGAUUCAAAUGAUUAUAGACUUCCGCCAAUGUUUG